Molecule: messenger RNA, 693 nt
Organism: Alternaria viburni
Lineage: Eukaryota; Fungi; Ascomycota; Dothideomycetes; Pleosporales; Pleosporaceae
Exons: 2
Coding region: 1-693 (230 amino acids)
Source: RefSeq, a predicted model, not a curated record
AUGUCUUACCGUUCGACUGACAGCGGAACUCGAAAUUGGAGCGACAGCGAUGGCGGUGAGCUGAGCGACUCUGAUGACGAGAGCUUGUCCAACUACGAGAAUGACUAUGACUACGAAGAACCCGAAGAUGACGGUAGAGCUGCCGGGGACGAGUAUGACAACAACGAAAAUGGAAAGAGCGAGCUCGAGGAGGAGGGAGACUUGGAACCGAUCGAAACGGUAGCGCCAGAACCGGAGUCAAAGCUUGCAACAUCCAUGAAAGCCAACUUCCGCGUCAUCAAAGGACUCAUGAAGGGCAGCCGUAUCAAAUGGGAAGAAAUCAUCGAAGAAGCCGACGAGUCCUACGCAGCAGAAACCAAGUCACUGGGCGAACGGCGCGAACAAAUCAAGGGACACGAGCACAUCCUACGCAAAAGGACCAGGGUUCACAAGCGCUUGCGCCGAGCGGUUACCCCAGCGCACAACGCUCUUCGCAAGGAAGAUCACAAAGAAUGCAUCUUGAUCUCUGAAUUCUUCGAUGCGGUCAAAAUUGAGAGGACGGCUAUCGAGGUCAGGCGGGCUGAGAAGAUCAAGAAGGCGGAAGAGGUACAUGUGCAGGAGUACGAGGCGCUGGUUGAGCUGCUGCGAGGCCUUCAGGUCAUGGCUAGGCUUUCUGGUGUUGAGCUUGAUGUGGACGAGGAUGGAGAUGAUUAA